CUCGGGGCCCCGCGGGCGCCCCGCCCCGCCCCGGAGGCUCGCCCUCCUCACACCGCCCCGGAGGCUCGCCCUCCUCACACCGCCCCGGAGGCUCGCCCUCCUCACCGCCCCGCCCCGCCAUGGCCGAGCUGAUCCAGAAGAAGCUGCAGGGAGAAGUGGAGAAAUACCAGCAGCUGCAGAAGGACUUGAGCAAAUCCAUGUCAGGGAGGCAGAAGCUCGAGGCACAGCUAACAGAAAAUAACAUCGUGAAGGAGGAACUGGCCUUGCUGGAUGGAUCCAACGUGGUCUUCAAGCUCCUGGGGCCCGUGCUUGUCAAACAGGAGCUAGGGGAGGCUCGGGCCACGGUGGGGAAGAGGCUGGACUACAUCACCGCCGAAAUUAAGCGCUACGAAUCGCAGCUGCGGGACCUUGAGAGGCAGUCAGAGCAACAGAGGGAAACCCUUGCUCAGCUGCAGCAGGAGUUCCAGCGAGCCCAGGCAGCAAAGGCUCCUGGGAAGGCCUGACCCCAUGGAAGGGGGAGAGGAGGGAGGGCUGAGUCAGCUCCAGGGUCUACACUAGAAUAGCCAAUAAAAUGUAAACAAAACCAG
Cricetulus griseus (Chinese hamster) is the source of this 587-nucleotide messenger RNA. Lineage: Eukaryota; Metazoa; Chordata; Mammalia; Rodentia; Cricetidae. The record is from RefSeq and is a predicted model, not a curated record.